Molecule: messenger RNA, 2596 nt
Organism: Danio rerio (zebrafish)
Lineage: Eukaryota; Metazoa; Chordata; Actinopteri; Cypriniformes; Danionidae
Source: RefSeq, a predicted model, not a curated record
CAAACAACAGUGCCCUUUGGACAGCCAUGAUUCAUAUCUGAAGGACUGUCUUUCAUGAGGGAGAGUUCACAGUCCUAUUAAAGGACACCUGAUGCAGGCUCAAACGAACUCCUCGCAUAUGCAUGUUGCAUCAAUGCCAAUGGCUUAACCACCACUGCACCUCCUCAUCUCCAUAUUCUCCUCCUCCUCGCAGUAUCCAAUCUCCUUCAGCCCUCCACCACAUCACACAAAUAGUCUUUCCCCAGAACACUCACACAAACACGGGCACACAUUCCUCCUUCAUCUCUCUCUUUCUCUCUCUCUCACACACAUACCCUCCUGCCUAGGGAUUUGAAGAUGUGACUGAGGCUGGUUUGUAAUCAGAUGAAAGACGAGUAUAAUCCCGAAGCUCCCUCCAUCUUUUUCAUUGCUGGAGUGGGGAUGCUGAAGGAGCGGACAAGGGCCAGGAUGGGUGACGUGUGAUGGUGAGUGCUGUACGACGGAUUCUGCCUUCAUAAGGACCUGGACUGACGCUGCACUCUUGGGAGUCUGGGAUGACCAGUGUAGAGAGUGGACAGGUAGCGACGUGCCAGAGAAGACAGUAAAUAGAAGCUUCGCCUGUGAUUGAGGAACAAGCAGAUAUCUGAUGGCAGAGGCUGGACACACCAUAUCAUUCCCACCAGUGGGAACAAUCCCCUCAGAUCCCCUUGUAACAGCUGACUGCUGUUCAUCAGAGUUGAAAGCUGAAGAUGUGCUCAGGAAUAGCUCCAGUGAAGCCCCAACAGAGCGCCUAAACCAUUGCCAGAUUGAUCAACACAAUGCAAGUCCCCACCGCAUUGCUGAGACCCAUGUAUCCGACAGUGUGUGUUUACACCCAAUGAGCCAUCAGAAUAAACAUGACUGUAGUGGGUCACUGAUGGUGCAUAAGGACCUGAAUGAUCACAGUUUGUUAUCAAUACAAAGAAGCCACUCUGACAGCUUGCAGAUUUUUAAAGAUGCCGCAGCGUCUCCUCUCUACUGUGAAAUGGGCGCAUUGUUUUGCCAAGGACGAGAGAAGGAUGUUUGUGCGCAGUCAUUUCCUUCUUUAGUGUGUAAACAGGCCAUGCCACUUCAACAAAGCAACACGGUGACCACUUCCAUCAGAGCUGGAAGCAGCGGGUCGAGCAGCCCAACUCAACCAGCCAAACACAGUUUCAUUCAGAUCUGUGAAGUCAUUCCAGAGUCUACCUGCCCCAAAUUUGAAAAGCCCGUUUGUUGUAACUCUCACUUCCACCAUGGAGCUGUCAAGGACACGUUUGCUGCGUAUUGCCACCCACAACCUAUUCCUGCCCCAGCACAACUAAUUCCACACUUGGUAGGAAUGGAUGAGAGCUACAAGGGCCAAGGACAAACAGGCAACCUGCUUGCUCUUCCUCGGCUCAUCUCCUCUGUCAGCGAAACUGGGUUGGAUGGUAAUCGACUCCUCCGCUGCUGCAAUAUGGACUGCUCUUGGUCUGGUCCAUUGCGUCCAGUUGGCGCCCAUCAAUGGGUGGACGAAAAGACGACAAGUGAUGCGAGUACCAUGACCUCACAAGAAGACCUGAGAGAUGUAGGAGUGCAGGUGGGUCAGGACUCCAAAGAGCUUCCCCAGCACGUCUUCCCAGAAGUGUGUCUAGUCCAGCAGAAGACGUCAAAGAGUCGAAAGUCUCCAGUGAGGGAGGUGAAAUGGGAUGCUGAGGGAAUGACCUGGGAGGUGUAUGGAGCCUCGGUUGAUCCAGAAGAACUCGGACUUGCGAUUCAGAAACAUCUGGAGAUACAGAUCAAAGAGACUAAGGGAAUAGCUGCAAAACUUUCAAGGCAAAACACGACAACAUCCCAGCACAGCUCAGGAUCCAUUCAGAAGAGAAAAAAGGGGUUUUUGGGAUCCCUACGCCACCCUGCUUGCUGUUCCGGUACCACGGGUGCAGUAGAUUAAACCACGUUUCUAGAAUAACCCCAAUGCAGCACAUUUUGCUGAUUUUCACUAGCUCAUUAGUAGAGACUCCUAAGAUGGAGUCACGCAGUGCUGUAAUUACAGGCAUUACUAGUUUCCAACUUGUAAAAAGUGUUUAAGUCCUUGUAGAACUUAUAAAUCGGGAGGUGUAACUUGUACUACCUGACCAUUGCAGAUAUACUGAGAUGCCACGUAUGGCUAUCCUAUGAACAGAUCAUUCCAAGCCUGAGGAUGUAAACAGCUCAAUGUUGUACAUCAGACGUCAUUUUGAAAUUACAGCUAGUCGAGAGAUUCGAAUUGUGUAGUCUUGGGGUUACUCAAAAAAUGUGUUUGGGCAUUACUGGGCUAAAGGACCUAAUUGAGACAUGUAGACAUAUUCAAUAGAAAGAUUUAUAUCCCAAAUACUCUCGAGAAUUGAAUUUGACUGCCAAGCAAGAUUCCAUAUAGGACAGAUUCCAAAUGGGGGAUGUUUUAGAACUUACUUAGCCAACAGCAACAGUCAUACAUGUCAGAAAAAUCUAGUCUUCCUUUCAUUUUGAAUUCUGCACUUUAAAAGGACAGCUCACCCAAAAAUGAAACGUUCCUCAUCAUUUACUCACACUUACUCAAGUGGUUCUAAACCAGGGGUCUCAAACUCGCGGCCCG